Didymella exigua CBS 183.55 is the source of this 1638-nucleotide messenger RNA. RefSeq lists its product as uncharacterized. The transcript has 2 exons. The record is from RefSeq and is a predicted model, not a curated record. Lineage: Eukaryota; Fungi; Ascomycota; Dothideomycetes; Pleosporales; Didymellaceae. Bases 242 to 1597 code for a protein of 451 amino acids.
UCCUACAGCUGUCAACGGACUUCCAUUACCUCCUCUCAAUCGAUCUUAUCUACUUUAAUCGGCAUUUCUUUUUGGCAGGCCUUCGAAUGUCUGGACCUCUAUUGUGCUCUGCUUCACUUCAUCUCGAUGCCAAGACAAGCUUAGCCCACUGCAAAAUGCACGCAACAUCUCGACCCUGGACGCAGCAACACCAUCGCCAGCUUUUGAGCUUGCCUAUCUUCUUUCCUUGGUAUGCAUUAAAAUGGCAGACGCAAGCGGCGCCCCAAGGCGCGUAUCCAUGGCGUACAUCCUUGGCUUCAGCAACAAGCCUUUCAAAAAUGGAGGGCCACCUGCGCCGCCACCUGCGCCUCGCCAUCCAAGCGCGUUCAAGAGAAUGGUCACAACGCCCGGCGGUGUUAUCGAGUGGGCCGCCAGUGAUGGUCGACGUGGUACCCUCACCGGUCCCGGCAAGCCACGCCUGACGACUUCCAACGUUGCACAAGUUCCUGACGGCAAUGUGCCGGAAGUCAAGGCUGCUUCGGAGAAAGUAGCAGACGAAGACGAUGGCGGUCUUUUCGGCGGUGGACUGUUCGGAAACGUGCCUGCUGCACCAGCCUCGGUGAAAGUUGCAGAUGGCGACAAUCUCGCCGACGGUACCUGGACCAAAGAGGAGGACGAGAAGCUUUUAGAGCUCAGAGCAGCGAAUCACAAAGGCCCAUGGGCCUCCAUUGCUGACGAGCUGGGCAAGAAAGAACACGAAUGCAAGGCGCGUUUCAAGGUGGUCAAGCCUAACGAUUGGCGACCAAAUAAUGCGGGAGGUGGUGGUUGUGGUGGCGGCAAGCAAAAGAAAGGCAAACAAAGGGACCAAAUGGGGCAGAAGAUCCAGCAAGGUGGUGACAACAAUCCUGAUGAGAAGAAAGGCGAAAACAAUGCCUCCGGGGACAACCCUUGGGUCACUGGUGGAGCCAACAAGGAUGGAGACAAUCAAAACUCCGGCGGCUUCAAAGCCAACACGAGUAAUGGGUGGAAUACCGGCGGCGGUGGUGGCGGCAGGGUAGAAUGGGACACCAGCGCUAAAAACAACGGCUCUGGCGGCUUCGGCGACACCACACCCGCAUGGGGCGCUGGAGGCGGUGAUUCGGGAGGCAACGAUCCAGAGAGAUGGGAUACUGACAACAAUGGCGGGGGUAAUUCUGGAGGCGGUGGCGGAGCAAACGGCUGGGAGAAUCCAGCUGGGGGCGAUGCAUGGGGCGCACCAGCCAAUAACACGUCCAAGGAUAACACCUCGAAGAAAAGCUCGUCGGUGAAGGACUCAUCGUCCAAAAAGGAUGUCAAGUCAUCUUCCAACAAGCACUAUUCGCAGUCUGUGUCGAAGCACCGCUCUUCUCGCAGCUCUGAUAAGGCUUCUAUCUCAGUACCGGCUGAGUACGAACUCAAGCCCGACUCUAUAUUCUCUGCUGACGACUUACGACUUAUCGCGAAGAUACUGCAGCAAGACUGCUCGAUGGUGUGGGACAGGGUCAGCUGGAGGUUCAAAGACAAGACAGGCAGGAAUGUACAUCCUGACGUAUUCGAGAAAAAGAUCACAGGCAAGAUCGAGAACAGAACUGAUUGGUGAAUUUGGCCUCCGAGUCUGGGAUGACCUCUUGACCGUCGGUU